Molecule: messenger RNA, 3736 nt
Organism: Solea senegalensis (Senegalese sole)
Lineage: Eukaryota; Metazoa; Chordata; Actinopteri; Pleuronectiformes; Soleidae
Product: calsenilin-like
Exons: 8
Coding region: 2107-2805 (232 amino acids)
Biological process (GO): negative regulation of transcription by RNA polymerase II; regulation of potassium ion transmembrane transport
Cellular component (GO): voltage-gated potassium channel complex; nucleus
Molecular function (GO): calcium ion binding; DNA-binding transcription repressor activity, RNA polymerase II-specific; potassium channel regulator activity
Source: RefSeq, a predicted model, not a curated record
ACACAUAUUCCCCGAAGCUUGGUAGAAUCAUGGAUGGAUCACUAAGUGCAAGUCCAAGGCCCGGAUACGGCAACUUGUUUGAUGCAACAUUUCAGACGAUCACACUUAAACAACCACAAAAGACGAAAUAUGAAGCAAAACACGGAAGAAAAUCAGGAUGCAUUACAUACAUACUGAGACGCAAUCUAGAACCCUGAAAUAAGGUACAAUGACUUCUACACGGUCUACAUUUAACACAAAUAUGAGCAAUGUAGAACAACUGCAUAAAAAGGAAAGAGUGUAACUUUUAAAAAUACAAAACAACUGUAGAAGAUGUGAUCAUGGGAUAAGAAACGACAGGACACAAAACUGUCUCUUAGUCUGGGAUUCUCCUUCUAAUGUUGUAAAAGGGGGCGGUCCAUAUACAUGUCUCUAUCUCUGUGGAGAAAUUACAGAUAUUUUUUUUAAUGUUUUAGUAACAAUAAAAGGAACAUAUUUUGAGUUAACCCAUCCCUGGAUGCAGAGGGAAGAGACAAAGAGACAAUGCGGUGGACGUGGUCGUGAAAGAAGGUCGCAGUUUGUUGUGGAGAGAGAAAGCUGAGCAGAGGGGGAGAGAAAGUCUGUGGUCGGCCAAAGUUAUGGAAUGACGGAAGGGAUGAAGGGAGGAGAAGAAAGAGGAGGAGGAGGUGGCAAGCUCCGGGUGCAAAAGCAAAUCAGAUGGACAGACGAAGAAAAAGGAGGAGUGUGGUGGAUUAAGGAGAGCCCAAAAGAAGAUCAAGAUGGGUGGAAGGUUUCAGUUUGACAGCGCACUUUGUUUUUAAACCUCAGGUGGUUCAAUGCGGACGGAGUGAGUGAAGGGAGUAAAAGUUGCAACUCGAAGCCGCAACAGAUAAAUUCAGGGAUUGAUGGAGAAGUAUAUGUGGAGGAGGUAGAUUCAGGGGGAGGAGGUUUCAUUCCCCGCAGCUCCUCUCACUUUCUCAGGAUUUCCCUCCCUGGACACUGCUGCUUCCGCUGUUGUUGCUGCUCUAAGUGCAUUUUCUACUGGGCCACACUCGUCCAUAUCUGGACCUGGACUUGGACAAACAGUGAAGGGGUCUGUAUUCGGCAAGGAAACAACUUGAGCAUAACUAAGUCUGCCCUGAAAGGUUUGGUGGACCAAAGGAUUACUGACUGAUAGAAAUGGGUCAUUUGGCUGAUUUGAAGCAUCAAAAGUCCAAUAAGUAAUUUUAUUUUUUUGAUUAUAUGAACAGUAGAUUUUAGAUGACUUGCUUUUCACUUGGCAUGAAAACCUGCUUUGUUUAUCUUGACAGAUGGAUGUUUCAGAUGAUCACUAAAUCUUUAUUAUUGUUAUACUGAUUCAUAUUGUAGAUAUUAAGACAGACUAGAUAGCCAAGUUUUCCUCAGUUUGCAGAUAAACAGUAUCUUUAUUUUGUCUUUUUCGAGCUGAGGUUUCACAAAUGACUUGUGUGGUUGGCUCACAUAAUGUUUUGCAAUUUGAAGACAUGGAAAAUGAGAAGACCUGAUGCCUCUCCCACCUAAUGUGAGGAAAAAUAUGAAAAUGGGCAUCAAGGCUUUGCCGAAUUAUUUGCUUUACCCCGAUGACAUUUUGUAUUUAAAACCAAGAUGUGAUUUAUGAGCAUAAACUAUGAGGCGAGGAGUCAUAAUAGCUGUUUGGAUUAAGAGGAUGAGAUGUAACUUGUGUCUUGGCCAGUCUGAGCUCCUGAGUGUGUGUGCAGGAGGAAAGUUUGGAAAGUGACUCUAAACGUCUCCUUUAAUGCAUUGUAAUAAAUGGCUCGGGACACAACCCCCACUUUCCCUCAUGGGUCCAGAGAAGACAGUUUUCCAUAUAUGUCGACUUCCACAUAUUUUCCACUUCAGCAUCAGUGUUGACAUUAACGCAGCCUUCAUCCAUCUCACUGGCCUGAUUCUCAUGCUUCACCCUGGGCCUGGAAACAAACCCAUGCAGUCACUCACCAAGCAGACUGAUCGCUGACACAUCUUGUUUCAUCCCCUGUUGAAAAACGCUUGUUAUUGACUGGCCUGGCCCAGCACUGCUCAGGCCGGCCCAGGUUUCCCAUCAUCUCGUGAAGACUUGGCCCAAAGUGGGCUUCCACCUGUUCUGCAGUCAUGGGGAUCCAGGGCAUGGAGCUGUUUGCCAUCGGAGUGGUCAUCAUCCUUUUCAUGGCAGUUCUCAAGCAGUUUGGCAUUUUGGAGCCCAUGUCCUCGUUUGAAGAUGACAGCAGCGACAGUGAUUUGGAGCUGUCGACGGUGCGUCACCAGCCAGAAGGGCUGGACCAGCUACAGGCUCAGACCAAGUUCACCAGGAAGGAGCUUCAGUCUCUCUAUCGGGGCUUUAAGAAUGAGUGUCCCAGUGGGCUGGUUGAUGAGGAGACGUUCAAGUCAAUCUAUUCUCAGUUCUUUCCCCAAGGAGAUGCAACCACCUAUGCUCACUUCCUGUUCAACGCGUUUGACAUGGACAGGAAUGGUUCAAUCAACUUCGAGGACUUUGUCAUUGGCCUGUCCGUGUUGCUCAGAGGUUCAGUUACUGAGAAGCUCAACUGGGCUUUUAACCUCUAUGACAUUAACAAGGAUGGCUACAUCACCAAAGAGGAGAUGCUGGCAAUUAUGAAAUCGAUCUAUGACAUGAUGGGGAGAUACACCUAUCCCUGUGUGCGAGAUGAUGCACCCUCUGAACAUGUGGACAAGUUCUUCCAGAAAAUGGAUAAAAAUCGAGAUGGAGUUGUGACAAUUGAAGAGUUCAUUGAGACCUGUCAGAAGGACGAGAACAUCAUGAACUCCAUGCAGCUGUUUGAGAAUGUGAUUUGAGGAGUCCAGAUGCAGAACCAAAACAAAUAGAUCCAGAUGUGUUAUUUCAUCUUCAGUAGCGACACACCCACAAUUCACACACAAAAUCAUUACAAACACCUCAAACUCCGCUCUAUAACAUGACUUCCAUGCGCAUAAUAUAAGAUUAUAUUAUUUCUUUUUUAUGCUGUGUCUUCUGUAGUGCUCCAGGAUUAAAGGAACUCUCACAGACUGAAGAAGUGCUUCCUCAGUGAAAUCCCCCCCUCAGAGAGUGUUUUUUUAUGUGUGCAACAAAUAUCAUCCUCAAAAGGGGAGUGAAUACGAUAACCCACUGACCUGAGCACUCAAGGACAGAAGCUUUACACUAAUACACCAUGUUUCUGUCUCUGGCACACACAGAGACACAGAAAAAAAAUUCAAAAAGAAUAAUGAAUUUAAGCAUGUUUGUCCUCAAAUAUGUGAUGUGGAUUUAGCUUGCACUACAUUUUUAAGACUAUGUAUGAUAUGUGCCUGAAACAAAGGCUCUGUACAUACCUGCUCCUGAUGGAAGCCAGUGUGUAUGUAUAUAUGUAUAGUGAAUAGUUGUGUUUGAUUUUUCUCUGUGCUGAACUGGGUAAUGGAAUAUUGAAAGUCAAUAUUUGGUUAAGAAAUAUCUGCGUUAAUCCAUUUGGCGUCUUGUUCAAACAAAAUUUAAAUGAAUUACUGAAAUAUAUGUCUUUCUUUUUUUUAUUUUGUAUGAUUAUGUUUUGUUGGUCAGAUUGGAAAAUUGACUCUCUAUAGUUCUGCAGAGAUACAAAAAAAGAUAUGGUUAAAGUGUGUCUCUCUUUUUUUUGCUGAAUUAAGAUUUUAUCCUGGUUGCUUGGUAUCUAUGAGCAUGCUGACUCGUAAGUGCCACAGUACUAUGUACAGUAUGGUUGGAUCUUUGUCAGGUAAUUAAAGACGCUGUCAACAA